CCCCCCCCCAACCCCCAAGCGCCGGGUGGCGGACCGACAGGGGAGCUGUUGCUCGCACCGUGACUCUGGUGGGGGACAGUUGAGUGAGGGUGCCUUGAGCGCCGGCGGAUUCGUCGGCGCCCCAUGAGCCAUGUGCUCCGUUGCGUCUGGGCCGCGGGGGAGGCUGCGCGCUUUGUGUGAACUGCUGGGAACUCCAGCCUCAGUGUGCGGCCCGGGGGAUUGUAUCUGGAGCUGGGCGAGUUGUCAGAAAGUUCCUGUGGGAGUGGCUGCAGAUGGUGUUGUGGGAGUGUGUAGGAGAUUGAUGGGGUGCAGUGUCCAAGGGGUGCCUCCAAUAACCCAGUUGUAUAAAAAACUGAUGGAUGGCCGGUGUGGUGACGUGCGUGCUCCUGGGUCGGAGAGAUCGUGGGUGGGCAGGUCACUUGGAGUUCGUGGGUGGGCGGGUGCAGGAGUUGGGCUAGUUUCGAUAGUCUAGUCGUUGGUCCUAGGUAUAGUGUGUAAAUUUAGCUAUGUGUGUUUGUAAAACUCUGGGAACUUGCGGGAUGUGAGCAGUGGGUCGGGUCGGUUAUUUAAACAGCGCUCAACUUGCAGGAGGGAAAUUGAGGUAUCGCUGGUGUGCGUGUGUGUCUAACCUGCAGACAACCCUAGGGUGCAGGACCCAGAGGUGGGGAAAGUUCAUGCGGAGGGGUGCUCUUCUGGAAGGGAAACUAUGAAGACUGGGUUCUGGCAGGCAGCCAGAGUGGAAUAAGUGAAGAUAACCUUGAGUAAACUUGUCACCCGCCGCCAGCGCUGCCUCCCUGAGCUGGUCUCGCAGCUGUCCUGGUGGCCGACUACAUGUCUGCCCUCAGAAUGCAUCCUCCUUGAGCUCCUCUGAGUAAACACUGCCUCCGAGCAGUGCCCGGUUCACCUCCAGGUGGCCUGGCUGAAGGUAGACCCUUCCCUCGAAAGUCUGGCUUAGCCAGCCCAGAGAUCUGGGCUCAGGCCCAAGUCGAGGAAACAAAACCUGGGAGAUGGCAGAGUUUUUUGGCUGGGCCUGCUGAGGAGCUGUUAAAAGGCAGAGAAGGGAGGAGCAUGCAGAUCCUGGACCAGCCUUGGCCUAGAACUUGUGCUAUUAAAAUGUAAAUUUCUUUUGCUUUUGUGAACGGGAACUUUGUCUGCUGGAGGGGCAGCUGAUAGGAGUUAUCUAGGCAGAAACCUUCCUUCACGGAGCAGGGGAGGAGGAGGGCUUCAGACUCUGAAAGGACACUUUACUGGGAUCACACAGCCCAGUGGAAGUUAAAGCAGGGACCAGAGCCACACUUCAUUGGUCAGGAUUCUGAGAUUAAGUCUGGACCAGGUCAGAGGCCGGACCAAGGAAGAAGGUCUAAAAACCAACGGAGGAAUGACUCACUACGCACACGGCCUGCGGCAGGGGCGGCAAGACUUGGUGAACAGUUACCAGACCCGCCUCCGGGCCUUGGAGGGAAAAUUACCCGAUUUCAAAUCCUUCUUUAUAAUCAGUCUUAAAAGAUGGGACAUUUUUUAUUUUAUUUUUUAUGUGUGUGGAUUUUCAUCUGCACCUGGGAUGUUGAGAGAGAGCAUCUACUCCCCUGGAACUGGAUUUUGGGUGGUUGUGUUCCUCCAUGUGGGUGUGGGGAGUGGAACCCACCGCUUCUGUGAGAGCGCGUUACAGCAAAUGCUCGUAAUUGCUGGGCUAUCUCUUCCAGCCCCAGAAAUUCACUUUUAAAAUAAGCAGGCCCGGGGACCUGGGGGAGGGGGAGGCUGGAGAAAUGGCUCAGUGGGUUAAGAGCACUUGCUGCUCUUCCCGAGAGCCUGGGUUCAGAUGCCAGCACAGACAGGCUCACAACAAUCCAGCUCCGGUUACGGAGGACCCGCCUCCUUCUGUCCUCCCAGGACUCCGCAUAUGUGGUGCAGAAUGUUUAUAUAUAUAAAAUAAGUAAAAUCCUGGGAGGGACGGGGAGAGAAGGGAUUUGGUGGGAGGAGGAAAAUAAGAGAAAAGAGCACUUUGGUCAAAGGAUAUUUUAUAUAUGUAUAUAUAAUAAAAUUUUAACUAAAACAUUCUAAAAUCCUUCUCCCCUCCCCCUCCCUAACUAACUGCUGAACAGCUAGCUCUGUAGAGUGAGCAGCCUGUUGAGCGCAUCCCUUCGUACAUGGGACCGUGUAACAGUGGGCUUUCAUGGCCGGCCUCUUCUCCCGGAGCAUGUGCUCAAGGUCCAUCCAUGUCAUAGCACACAUCAGAAGUGUGCUCUCUCUUUUAUAAUUUGUUUGGUUUUAUGUGUAUGAAUGUUUUGCCUACGUGCGAGUGUGUCUACACCACGUAGAUGUCCAUGGAGGUGACAAGAAGGCACUGGAUUCCCUGGAACUGGGAGUUAUGGUGGCUGUGAGCUACCAUGUGAGUGCUGGGAGCCGAGCCAGGUCCCCUGGAAGUGCAGCAGCCAGUGCUCUUAACCACCUAGCCAUCUCUCCAGGCCCACGGUAUUUCUUUUUAUGACCAAAUAGCUCGUUUGUUCGGCCAUCUGUUGAAGAUCUCUCUGGAUCGUUUCCACCCUUUGAACGUUGGGCUUCUGCGAGGGGCCAGGCUCCCCAGAGGUCCAGCUUAGCCCCUAAGCAUCAUGUCGGACAGCGAUCUAGGCGAGGAUGAGGGGCUCCUGUCACUGACCGGCAAGAGGAAGCGCAGAGGGAACCUGCCCAAGGAGUCAGUAAAGAUCCUCCGGGACUGGCUCUAUCUGCACCGCUACAACGCCUACCCCUCAGAGCAGGAGAAGCUAAGUCUCUCUGGACAGACCAACCUCUCGGUGCUGCAGAUAUGUAACUGGUUCAUCAAUGCCCGUCGUCGCCUUCUCCCUGACAUGCUUCGGAAGGAUGGCAAAGACCCUAAUCAGUUCACCAUCUCCCGUCGUGGGGGUAAGGCCUCUGAUGUGGCUCUCCCCAGGGGCAGCAGCCCCUCUCUGCUGGCUGUGUCUGUUCCAGCCCCCACUAACAUGCUCUCCUUGUCUGUGUGCUCCAUGCCACUCCACUCAGGCCAAGGUGAAAAGCCAGCAGCACCCUUCCCACAAGUGGAGCUGGAAUCCCCCAAGGCCCUGGUGACCCCUGCUAGCACACUCACCCUGCUGACUAGGGCAGAGGCUGGAAGCCCCACGGGUGGACUCUUCAAUACGCCACCACCCACACCCCCAGAGCAGGACAAGGAUGACUUCAGCAGCUUCCAGUUGCUGGUGGAGGUGGCGCUGCAGAGGGCUGCCGAGAUGGAGCUUCAGAAGCAGCAAGAGCCAGCGCCACCUUUGCUACACACUCCGCUGCCUUUCGUCUCAGAAAACGCCAAGUAGGCACCUGCUCCCGGGUGGCUUGAGGUUCCUGGCUCACUGCCCUUUCAUGCAGAGGGUUAUCCAAGUACGGAUCACUGCCAAGCAUCAGGACCAUUCUGUCCAGUCCUCAGCGGAUGUCGCUGCGCUGCACUGUUACGGGGCCUGUACUCUGCUGAGUGCCAUUCCUUCAAGCGUCCUCUCCGAGGAGACCAAGGCACCAGAGCCAGGCAUGGUGUUGCUGCUGCUCCUCCAGAGAGCCCUGGGACACCUGCACUCCAGCCUGCUUUCCUAGGCAGGCUCAGGAAAGCUGCCAAGUCCAGACUUGAGCUGGGUCCAAGCCGCCCCUAAGCUGUGCCUCUUUUGGUCGAGCCAGGUGUGCACAUUCCAACCUAUUCAAAGGACAAAGGAAAUGCCCAGCAGAUGUCACAGAACCGACUCCAGUUGAAUGUUUAGAUUUUUGCUAAAUUGUUUUAUUUUCCUUUUGCUGUGGUUUGUGUUAAUGCAGUAGGUAGCCCAGAAGCACAGGUGUGGGGAGAGAGCACCUUACACGGUGGGUGGAGCUCGGUAAGUGGGUAAUCUACUUCCCACAGGAUGGUUGUAUAGGGACCAGCAGAUUCUCUGCAGUGGUGCUGAGUUCAGACUAGAGUGGUUGUUUAAUUCUUGGUUUGGUCUUCCCUAUUAUAAAAGACAGAAGGAAAAUAUCCACAGGUGGUGGGUUAUUUGCACCAGACGGUCAUUUAGACACAGCAGAGACAGAUGACAAAACCAGAGGCACACGUGUUUCUAUUGUCGUGGUUAAGCUAGAGUGAAACAGCUCUGUUUUUCUCUCUGUUCUGAGUAACUCCCCUCACCCCACCCCAGCGACCCCCACCCUGCACCACCUUUGUAGCUUGUUUCGGAUUUAUUCUGGAGCUUGGCAAGAAUGUCGUGUGCCAGCAUCUACUUGGGAGGAGUGAGCCAUCUGCUGGUCAUUAGGCCCUUCGGAAAGCUGCUUGUUCACAGAGGCAGCUGGAACCUUCCUGGAGGAGAGGCUGCUGAGGCUACCGACUGGCCCACCUCCCUUCAGGGUGGGAUUGCAAGGGCCUGCCUAAAUUUCCCGGGGAAACAGACCACACUUGGUCUUAAUCUCUCCCCUUUUCCCGUUUACUUUGCUUAGUUUUCAGCAACAGUAUACCCCAUCUUUAUAUCCUAAGAAACACUAAUCCUAGAUUUGUAUUAACCAAAAUACUUGUGUUCUGAAUAACCAGAAGAUGUGAGGAGCCCUGACUGUGGUCUGAGGUUCACCCGGGUGUGAGCACAGACGGGGCUCUUGGAUGUUGACUGGCUUGGAGUGCCUGUUCCGAGGAAGGCAGAGACCACUCUGGCCUUUCCAGGGAGCCCCUGAGGCUUAGCAGGCUUCCAUACCUCUCCUGAGUGACUUCACCCAUCCCUUGCUGUGCAAGUGGGCGCGAGAAUGGCUAUUUGUAAGGGGCUGCUUCCCUGGGCUCUGCCUCAUGCCUCCCUCUGGCUUCCUGUCCUGUAGGAGACCCAGCAGGCUCAACUCUCUGUCACCCUGAGGCACUGCUGGGAAGGGAACAUGGCUUCAUUGACUUUGUGGUUUGCCCACUGCUACCCCACCUGUCUGUGAGACCCCAUGAUGGCUGUAGGAUGCUAAGGCGGGGGUGAUACUAGGAUGAGGGAUUUCUUUUCCCCCCACAGUGCACUGAGCAAGGGAGGAGGGAGGGAGCCAUGCUGCUGACAUAUUCUGGCAUUCCCCCUCCUGGGAUAAAACAGGGCAUCAGAAAGGUAGAGCGGUCUCUGCUUAGGUUGCCUGUAAGAUAAAUGUGGAGAAGCACGGUUGUCCCAUUGAACAAUAUUUGAGCAAAAAACUACUGUAAAUAACUGGUUUUUGUCUUUUGUCAAAUAAAAUUGUUUUGGUUUUGUUUAUGUUUUAAAGUCAAA
Molecule: messenger RNA, 5243 nt
Organism: Mus musculus (house mouse)
Lineage: Eukaryota; Metazoa; Chordata; Mammalia; Rodentia; Muridae
Gene: Tgif2
Product: TGFB-induced factor homeobox 2
Exons: 3
Coding region: 2610-3323 (237 amino acids)
Biological process (GO): nodal signaling pathway; positive regulation of neuron differentiation; retina development in camera-type eye
Cellular component (GO): nucleoplasm; nucleus
Molecular function (GO): sequence-specific double-stranded DNA binding; DNA binding
Source: RefSeq, a predicted model, not a curated record